Cantharellus anzutake is the source of this 3664-nucleotide messenger RNA. RefSeq lists its product as uncharacterized. Gene Ontology annotation, cellular component: fungal-type vacuole; membrane. NCBI's taxonomy places the organism in Eukaryota, Fungi, Basidiomycota, Agaricomycetes, Cantharellales, Hydnaceae. The record is from RefSeq and is a predicted model, not a curated record. Gene Ontology annotation, biological process: transmembrane transport. The coding region runs from base 361 to 3477 and encodes 1038 amino acids. The transcript has 15 exons. Gene Ontology annotation, molecular function: ABC-type peptide transporter activity; ATP binding; ATP hydrolysis activity.
GAGUCGUAUCAUGGUUCUCAUUGCAGGAUGUGUUUCUUGGGUUUAUGCAUUUGCCAGGUCUCUUGUGCGAAGGAAGCCCACGGUGCCCUACUGGCUGGUUUGCUUCAUCCUACUAAACUUGAUAGCCUCCUUCUUCGGCAUCUUUGAAUCAUUGUCCAGCUACCCUACACACCCAGCCCUCAUAUCGAUUUACGCCAUUUCCGUCUCAAGCAUGCUAAUCAUGCUUGCUAUCCUUGCUACAUACCCCAUGCAACACAUCUUGCCAGCUCCCAAUGUUGCGCUUGUGGGGGCAUUCCUUCCAGCAAACUUUCGUCCCCCGAAGACUCCGUAACUUUGUGGAAUUGGAUCACUUUCAAUUUCAUGGAGCCCAUUUUUCAGCUGGCUUCCAAACGUACUUUGCGAAGUGAAGACGUAUGGGACCUCCCACCCACGUUUAAGCACGCCAAUAUCUUUGGUAAAUACCUCGAGGUCCAGAAGGAACAUCCCAAAAGCCUCCUCUGGUCUCUUUUGUCCUCAAAUUCGUUAGAUCUUUUCAUCGAUAUUGUUCUGAAGCUGUGGAAUUCCGUGGCAGGUUUUGUGCCGGCUUACUGUCUCAGCAGGAUACUUGGUUCUCUUGAGGACCACUCGCCGGGAAAUAAGCACUACGAUGCUUACAAGUUUGCCUUUAUCACAUUUUUGGUGCAUAUGUUAUCUGCUCAGUCAGAGCUGUUCCGUAAGUGGCACUCCAGACGUGCUUAUGAGCGGACUAGAGGCCUGUUGUUCUGUAUGUUGCAUCGGAAAGCGCUCAAGGGAAAUGAUUCAAGGGGGAUAAUCUCUGAGAGCAGCGAGAACGGUGUUGAUGUGGGAUCAGAGGUUGGGGGUGACAGAACUCACUUGGGAGAGAACAGCGCAGCUGAGAGUCAGAGUACCAGAAUUGGGAGGAUUACAAACUUAAUCUCAGGUGAUUCUGAAGCUGUCGCCCAACGUUUCUGGGGAUUCUCUUCCGUCCUCGCUGCACUUGUGAGCCUUGCUAUCGCUUUUGGGUUUCUCUACAGUGAACUAGGAUGGUCAUCUUUUAUGGGUGUCCUUGUUGUGCUUUUAGCAUACAUUAUCAUAUGGCCUCUGGCAAAGUGGAAUAUCGCGAUUACGAAAUCAUCCUGGGAAGCAAGAGAUUAUCGUAUGUCUCUUGUCAAUGAGCUCAUCCAAUCUAUUCGUUCCCUCAAGUUCACGGGAGGGGAAUCACACUGGACGCAAAAAAUCAAAGAUGCUCGAGAAAUAGAGCUGUCAUGGAGAGUAAAAGAAUACAUAGUUUCAACCAUAUCACGUUUCAUCUGGGCUUGGCUACCGAGUGCGGCUGCACUCGCUGCAUUCUACUCGUACACCAUGCUUGCUAGGGAGCCCCUCACUGUGUCGAAGGCCUUUGUCUCGAUAUCGCUACUUUCUCGGUUGCGAUGGCCAAUGGAGGAGCUGCGAAGUCAGAUUUUCGCGCUUUUGGAAGCGUCUGUCUCUCUGCGGCGAAUUGAAUCGUAUCUUCAAGAAGGGGAAGUUGAAGACUGGGCCACAACGCUGAAGCGCGAGGAGUGCCAGACAUCGUACAGCCAGAUGGAAGCUUCCAAAGCUUGGAUUAGAAAUGGAACAUUCGCUUGGCAUGCUGGUGGACGUCAGGAUGGUCAAGUAACUUUCAACACCCCUGAUUCAUUCAUUCUGAGCGACAUCUCUGUGGAUUUCCCCCCUGGUACACUUUCCUUGGUCACUGGGCCCACUGGUUCUGGGAAAUCGUCCUUGCUUUCUGCGCUUCUUGGCGAGAUGGAUCGUAUGUCGGGCACUUUGCACCUCAUGAAAGGGAACAGAAACGUCUCUUAUGCUGGUCAAUUUCCUUUCCUUGAAAAUGCCACCAUACGAGACACCAUUGUAUAUCAUCAACCAUUCGAGGUGACCCGUUAUAACGAAGUCCUGGAAGCUUGCGCGUUGCUACCUGAUUUACGGAUUCUUGAUGCUCGGGACCAGACAGAGAUUGGAGAGAAGGGCGUGUCCUUAUCGGGAGGUCAGAGGGCAAGGGUUGCUUUGGCACGGGCCAUAUACGCGCCAAGCAAGGUGGUUCUCUUAGAUGACCCCCUAGCUGCAGUAGACAUGCAUACUGCACGUCACCUCUUCAAUCAUUGCCUUAAUCCCAGAGCCAAGCUCACGCACGGCCGAACAAUAAUUCUUGUCACGCACCACGUAUCGCUUUGCCUUCCCGCUGCUUCAUACCUUGUUGAACUUGGGGGUGGUCAGGUUAUUAAGCAGGGUCCAGUUGAGGAACUCCGGCAGUCGGGUAUUCUGGACGUCGUGGGAGAAGAUGAUCCAAGCGUGACUCCCCGCGAGGAUCCCCCCUCUUCGGUAGCGGAUGACAGCUCAGAGACAGUAUAUGGAGAUGAAAACGAGGUCAGCUUCGGCUCCGGAACGCCCGUUGACGAGGAAACGCAUGCGGAGGGAAGAGUUUCGACGCAGACAUAUCUGUUGUACAUUAGAUCAGCAGGCUGGCUGUCGUGGGCUCUUACGUUCUUACUAGUGGCAUUUAUACGCGCAGUUGGGUUUGCAGAACAAUUAUACAUCGCCAAAUGGGCGGACGCUUAUCGGGACACAACGGACAGGCUGGACUACGUCAUCAAGCAGAUAGGGUUUGGUCUUCUGACCCUCCCGUCUCCUUCGAGCAACCCCUUACCAUGGUUACUUCUGUAUCUCACGAUCACUCUUGCCGGGGCUCUGGCGGUUCUUUUGAACGUCAUUGUUGGGUACUGGGGGGGGCUCCAAGCAUCUCGAUCGCUUUUCAUCUCCAUGCUGGACGGGGUUGUGCGUGCUCCAACUCGAACAUUUGACAAGACUCCAAUAGGGCGGAUUCUCAAUAGGUUCGUUGCAGACGUAGGCACCGUUGAUGACGCUUUAAACGAGUCCUCGCGAAACGCUCUCCGUGGAACGCUGGUAUUCAUCAUAUCUUUUUUGAUUAUGGUAUUCAGUGUCCCGCGUUUCACACUGUUGGCCAUGUUCAUCGCCUUCUUGUAUAUUCGCAUCGCGCCUCCUUUUGUCCGUGCGGCAAGGGACCUCCGACGACUAAAAUCCAUCAGCCUCUCGCCAGUUUUUGCAGGGUUUGAUGAACUUUUACAUGGCCUUCCUCAUGUGAGGGCAUAUGCUACUGAGCUAAUAUACCAAAAUCGGUUCUACUCACGCGUCGACAAGUUUCAAACCAUGGACCAUGUAUACUGGCUGGCUCAAAUGUGGAUCAAAUGGAGAUACGAUGUUUUAGGGUCUUUCGUCGUGCUUCUCGCGACGCUGUUCGCACUGAUCAGUGGACUACACGAAGGUUCGGUAGCCAUCGUGAACCAUCAGGCAAUCCUUUUUGCUGAGGCUUCAAUGGAGCUUGUGGAGGUACUCGCACGAGCCGAGAUGGACUUCAAUUCUGUGGAGCGCAUCAAGGAUUAUCUAGAGCUAGAUCAAGAAGCGCUUGCUCACAACCCGUGAUCAAGGUGGUAUUUACAUUGCCCACGCUGCCUGGUUUUGGCGUCCAUGGAGUCUGGCAAGCAUGUGCAGUGCAGUGUGGGAACUGCGCGAAGGAUGAAAUGAAAUUAUAUUGUAUAUGUAGACGUCAUAUGAUCCUUGUCUAAAUAUGUCAACUACAUAUAUAUAUAUGGAAACUGCCGAUGCUUAA